Oncorhynchus tshawytscha (Chinook salmon) is the source of this 1217-nucleotide messenger RNA. Its product is annotated as sushi domain-containing protein 6. The coding region runs from base 264 to 1028 and encodes 254 amino acids. The transcript has 5 exons. Lineage: Eukaryota; Metazoa; Chordata; Actinopteri; Salmoniformes; Salmonidae. The record is from RefSeq and is a predicted model, not a curated record.
UCAGGACUGGAGCCUGUGAUAAAUCUCUCUGUUCCUGUCAAAAACACAGCUGAGCGUGAGCGAUGACUCAGUUGUCAGCGGCUGUGAAAUAGAUCCAGUUGUUGCUAUAUGCCCCGUUAAUCUGGAGGAGAAUUAAACAAAUUAGAUAUUGAUCUCGAGCGGAUCGUAUAUCAAACAGACGGGGAAGUAUUGAUUUAUACCAUCUUGGACUAGUCCUUGAACGGAAUAUUCCUAUAUCUAGAUUCUACAGGAAGGCUGUUUUGAUGUCUGCGCAGCGGGAGUCUCUAUGGCUGUGUGGACACAUCACUCUGGGCUACGGGCUCUUUCUCCUGGUCGCCCUUCCAGACCUCACCACAGGCAGGCAAGGGAACUGCAGCCACCCACUGGUGCCAGAACACGGGGGCUUCCGCUGCGAGCCCUCCCCCUGCCGAGGCUUCCCCCAGAAGAGCUUGAUCUUCUACUUCUGUGAGCCCGGCUACACCAUCCCAAAAGAGGUGCACAGCUCGCGCUGCCGCCACGGCAAAUGGAUCCCCAGCGUGCCCACCUGUCUGUCCACAGCAGACAGACAUGUUAACUAUGAGGACCAGGUGGCCCACUCACUCCCUAGCGUUGCCACGACGGCGGUGGGCGUGUCCAUAUUCCUUCUCACCACCACGGCCUGCUUGGUGAUCAAAUCCCGCCUUUUUCCCUGUCACUCACACAGCAGGCGCUCCUCUGACCAGAUGGAUCUGAUGGUGGAUGGCCUGCCUGUGUCUCUGCCCACCUAUGAGGAGGCUGUCUAUGGGAGCUGGGGGCAACACCUGCCCCCCUGCAGAGGGCCCACCCAGCUCCUAUUGGCCCAGGAGGCUCCAGGUCCAUCAUUAGCUCACAACCAAUCAGAUUCCAGUCACCUUAUCCCUCAAUCCAAUCAAAGCCCCGAGAUCCUUCCGCCCCCUUACGAGGAGAUCCAAUCCCGUCCCAGAGAGAGUCAGAGUGAGGUGGACGUGCGGGCCAUACAAGUUGCACUUCCCGAUGACAAGGACAUUUGAGUGACUGGCGUAUUUAUGUUACCCACCAAUGAUGUACUGACUUGUAAAAUCAUGUGCUCAGGCACUUGCAGUGGGGCAAAAAAGUAUUUAGUCAGCCACCAAUUGUGCAAGUUCUCCCACUUAAAAAGAUGAGAGAGGCCUGUAAUUUUCAUCAUAGGUACACUUCAACUUUGACAGACAAAAUUAGAA